UCAAAUCAGAAUCAACCAAAUCAAUCACGAUGUAGCCUUCUUCACGAAAUCAAGAAUAACUACUCUGUACUUGACUAGUCGUGGCCUUUUUCACUCCAGCGCCCGCCGCCGCCCCUCCCCAGGUCGCGGGGAUCACUGGAGGUCACGGCCCAAUCUUCUCCAUCGCAUACCCUCUGCUCCGUCGCAGCCGCCAGCCGCCGCCGCCCAUCCCUCCGUUGCGGGGAUCGCUGGAGAUUCACGUCCCCGUCGACCUCUCUGUCGCAGCCACCUCCCCUCCGUCAGGGGGAUCGCCGGCAGAGUUACGGGCCCGUUCCCUCAGUCGCUGGACCGGCCAAAGUGUCGCUGGGAUCACCGGGAGCAUCCAGACCCUACCCCCUACCUGACGAGCGCCGCCCGGGAGAUCACGGCGGACGCUUCUCUGCCUCCUCGUCCACAUGUUUUAUCUCUAGAUGACUGGUCUGAUCUCUUUCAUCUUCCUUUGUCUGAAGAAGCACUAGGGGAAUUUCUUUCAACUUCUGUCUCCUAGAUGAUCUCCCUCUGCUGACAGAGAUCGUCAGCGGUUAUUGAGCAUCUUUGAGCCGCAGCUGUUGCUUGUAGGGAAGUCGGAUGGAAGAGAUGUCAUGUGCCAUGCUGCGGGAAGCCAGUUCAUCACACACACCAUUGGGAGGUGGAUAGUUUGCCAACAAUGCAGGGGUCUUGGCGCAGCUAGACCUCAAGUCCACACCAAUCAACACCAAGGGUUACGAGACCCUCCUGCCAUUUGUGACGAAGAACAAGUUAUCGGCAGUUUCGAUCUAUACUAUGUGCUCAUCAUGUAUACUGUUAAUGCUACAGAACAGAUGGACAAAUUGGACAGGGCAUUUGAGCAGGUGAAGCAGAUGCUGUAUGGCAGGCUCCAUGAUGUGCUAAGAAAGCAUAUUGUAGAGAGGGUGCACAUCCCAGGGGCUCCUUCAUUGAGACCAAGAGAAGCCCAGAACGAUAAUGUUGCAGCCAGAGAAAAGACGAAUCAUCUAUCGUGUGUUGCUGAUGUGAUGCUGCAGCGACCAGGACAUCAUGAUGAGAUUGUCGAUGACUUAGCUGUCCUUAUGGAGUCGCCCGGUAACUGGUCACAUUGUAGUCCGCUCCAAAUGUUAUAUCUGAGUCUGCUCCCAAAGUUCAGUUUGUGUAUCUUUCUCACUGUUGUAAUGUUGUAAAGAGCUGUAUGUAUGUGAUGCUUCUGACUUCUGAGUCCGUUUGUUUCAUGACUCAGUUGCAAAGAUACAAAAAGUAGAGCUAAAUAUGACAGAUCAAAAGUCCCAGAUGUAAUUUAAAUUUUAUAUGAGGAUCUUAAUUGUUUGUGUGUGUUUCAUUUUCU
This is a messenger RNA of Lolium perenne, 1354 nucleotides long. RefSeq lists its product as uncharacterized. Gene Ontology annotation, molecular function: arogenate dehydrogenase (NADP+) activity. The record is from RefSeq and is a predicted model, not a curated record. Gene Ontology annotation, biological process: L-tyrosine biosynthetic process. NCBI's taxonomy places the organism in Eukaryota, Viridiplantae, Streptophyta, Magnoliopsida, Poales, Poaceae.